CGGCUUACGAGAUGCCACGGUUUCAUCAUCCGCCAGCCACUGGCAGACGCCAGUGCCUGAAGUCGGCCACACAGAUCCCCUUUCUCCUCCUCCUCCUCCUCCUCCAUGUCUGCCUUCCUCGCCGCUACGUUACCUGCCUCUUCCGUCGGGGAUUUCUCCAAGUUUAGUGCCUUCGACAGGAGCAUUCGUCCGAACGGAAACAAAUGCGGACUGUCUAGAAGAGCUUUCGUUUCUGGAGGAAUCGCCUUCUCAGUUUGCUGUUCCUUUCUGACUGCGGAUACUGUUCAAGGAAUAGAGAGAUUACCAUUUAGGGCAGAGGGCUAUAACUUUUGGACAUGGAAGGGACGCAAGAUCCAUUAUGUAGAACAAGGAACAGGACAACCUGUCAUCCUCAUUCAUGGAUUUGGUGCUUCAGCCUUUCAUUGGAGAUAUAAUAUACCAGCGUUAGCAAAAAGAUACAAGGUUUAUGCCCUGGAUUUGCUAGGCUUUGGAUGGAGUGAGAAGGCUAUUAUUGACUACGAUGCAACAAUUUGGAGGGACCAAGUGUCUGAUUUUUUAAAAGAAAUUGUGAAAGAACCUGCAAUCUUAGUUGGAAAUAGUCUGGGAGGGUUUGCCGCUUUAUUAACAGCUGCUGAAUCAGCUCAGCUUGUUCGUGGAAUUGUCUUGCUCAAUUCUGCUGGUCAGUUUUCAAAUGCAAAUACUAAACAGUCCAAGGAAAAUGGAAGUGAAACAGCCUUGCAGAAGUUGCUGGUCAACCCGGUGAAGGAAGCUCUGCAAAGAAUAUUCCUCGGUUUUUUGUUUUGGCAAGCAAAGCAACCUUCUCGCAUUGAAAAAGUCCUGAAAAGUGUUUACAUAAACACUUCCAAUGUGGACAAUUAUCUGGUGGAAUCAAUCACCAGGCCGGCUGGGGACCCAAAUGCAGGAGAAGUUUAUUAUAGGUUGAUGACAAGAUUUAUGUCGAACCAAAGCAAGUACACACUGGACAGCGUUCUUAGCGAACUGUCUUGCCCGCUGCUGUUGAUUUGGGGGGACUUAGAUCCUUGGGUAGGACCUGCAAAAGCUGUGCGAAUCAAGGAUUUCUACCCAAACACGACCAUUGUGAAUUUGAAGGCGGGGCAUUGCCCGCACGAUGAGGUGCCUGAACUCGUGAACAUUGCUCUUCUCGAUUGGUUAUCUUCGUUAGAGCCAGUAGCCGGCCCCCAAGCUUCGGCGUGAAGUUUAGUUUACUUUUGUUGGUCGCUGAUAUUCUUUGCCAUGUUAUGCAUGUUUAUAUAUAAUGCCUCAGUUCUUGGGUGUUGAUUCAUGAACCCAAGCAUAAGAGUAAUUUACAAAUACCCCCGAAGAUUUACGAGCUUUUUCAAAUGCCACCUGAAUUGUUAUGAAUGUUUCAGUUACUAUCAAAAUAUUCCAUUAAUAGAUGAGCAAUUAAUUGUUAA
Messenger RNA from Zingiber officinale, 1436 nucleotides. RefSeq names its product pheophytinase, chloroplastic-like. Bases 106 to 1215 code for a protein of 369 amino acids. The transcript is spliced from 7 exons. Gene Ontology annotation, cellular component: chloroplast. The record is from RefSeq and is a predicted model, not a curated record. Lineage: Eukaryota; Viridiplantae; Streptophyta; Magnoliopsida; Zingiberales; Zingiberaceae.